Messenger RNA from Bactrocera dorsalis (oriental fruit fly), 3521 nucleotides. Its product is annotated as transportin-1. Gene Ontology annotation, molecular function: small GTPase binding; nuclear import signal receptor activity. The transcript has 10 exons. The coding region runs from base 248 to 2908 and encodes 886 amino acids. NCBI's taxonomy places the organism in Eukaryota, Metazoa, Arthropoda, Insecta, Diptera, Tephritidae. Gene Ontology annotation, cellular component: nucleus; cytoplasm. The record is from RefSeq and is a predicted model, not a curated record. Gene Ontology annotation, biological process: protein import into nucleus.
GCUAGAAAGAGAUCGCGACUCAGGUCACGAAAGUUGAAACUUCAUUUUAAGUUUUUUUGUUCCCUGAAAAAAUUAUACUAGACAAGAAGGAAAAAAGAGAAAAGUUAGUUAAAGAAUAUUUUAAUUGCGGAAAAAAAGUAUUUUUCAGUUUGAAAAGUCGCCAAAUUAAAGACAAAUAAGUGUAAUCUAUUUUUAGUGCUUUUAUCAGAGGUAUUUCACCCCUUACAAGAAAACAAAGCAAGACAAGAUGACGUGGGAACCGCAAGCCGAAGGUUUACAGCAAAUAAUUACAAUCCUUAAACAGUCUCAGUCUCCGGACACAGCCACUCAAAUGGCUGUUCAACUGAAACUGGAGGAAUUAAAUCAGUAUCCCGAUUUCAACAAUUAUCUUAUCUUUGUACUGACAAAACUCAAAACGGAAGAGGAGCCAACUCGCUCUCUUAGCGGUCUAAUAUUGAAAAAUAAUAUACGAAUGCAUGGAAAUAACUUGCAGCCAGAGAUUGUCGAGUACAUAAAGCACGAAUGUUUACAAGCUAUUGGCGAUCCCUCACCGCUAAUACGUGCUACUGUUGGUAUAUUAAUUACGACUAUCGCCAGUAAUGGCGGUCUUCAAAAUUGGCCUCAAUUACUACCCUCCCUAUGCGAAAUGCUAGAUUCACAAGAUUACAAUGUAUGUGAAGGUGCUUUCAGUGCGUUACAGAAAAUAUGCGAAGACUCGGCUGAAAUACUUGAUUCGGCAGCACUCAAUCGGCCAUUAAACGUUAUGAUACCGAAAUUUCUGCAAUAUUUCAGCCACAAUAGCCCAAAGAUUCGCUCACAUGCCAUAGCUUGUAUAAAUCAAUUUAUUGUUAAUCGAUCACAAGCUUUGAUGCUCCAUAUAGACACAUUCAUUGAAAGUUUAUUUAACCUAUCUUCUGAUGAGGAUCACGAGGUAAGAAAGAAUGUAUGUCACGGAUUGGUUAUGUUGUUGGAAGUGCGCAUGGAUCGUUUGUUGCCGCAUAUGCCACAAAUUAUAGAGUAUAUGUUAAUGCGUACUCAAGACUCAGAUGAAGGUGUAGCCCUAGAAGCCUCGGAAUUCUGGUUAUCUCUUGCUGAACAGAAUAUUUGCAAAGAAGUGUUGGCGCCAUAUUUGGGACAACUAGCACCUGUAUUGGUACAUGGAAUGCGUUAUUCAGAAAUUGAUAUCAUCCUAUUAAAAGGAAAUGUUGAAGAGGAUGAUAUGGUGCCCGAUAGAGAGGAGGACAUACGUCCCAGAUUCCAUAAAUCUCGUACGCAUACAAUCAAAUCCGGCGAAACAGGUGUAGAUGAAGAUGACGAAGACGACGUGCUAGAUGACGAUAGUUCCCUCUCUGAAUGGAAUUUACGAAAAUGUAGUGCAGCCGCAUUAGACGUACUAGCAAAUGUCUUCCGCGAAGAAUGUUUACCCAUUGUUUUGCCUAUUCUCAAGGAUACUCUGUUUCAUCAGGAAUGGGUUAUCAAGGAGAGCGGUGUAUUGGCAUUAGGCGCAAUUGCCGAAGGCUGCAUGCAAGGAAUGAUACAACAUCUGCCCGAACUGAUACCUUAUUUGAUUAGUUGUUUAUCAGAUAAAAAAGCGCUAGUUCGAUCCAUCACUUGUUGGACACUAUCACGAUAUGCUAAUUGGGUUGUAAAUCAGCCACAUGAUCAAUAUUUAAAACCAUUAAUGGAAGAAUUGCUUAAGCGUAUAUUAGAUUCCAAUAAGCGUGUACAAGAGGCAGCCUGCUCUGCAUUCGCCACACUUGAAGAAGAGGCUUGUACUGAACUGGUGCCAUAUUUAGAAUAUAUAUUGAAAACGCUAGUGUUCGCUUUUUCGAAAUAUCAGCAUAAAAACUUGCUUAUUCUAUAUGAUGCAGUUGGCACGUUAGCCGAUUCGGUGGGCCACCAUCUGAAUAAACCACAAUAUAUUGACAUUUUGAUGCCACCAUUAAUUGAAAAGUGGAACUUACUCAAGGAUGAUGAUAAAGAUCUGUUUCCCCUAUUGGAGUGUUUGUCAAGUAUCGCUACCGCAUUGCAGUCUGGAUUCUUACCUUAUUGCGAUCCAGUUUACCAACGUUGCAUAUCGUUGAUAGAACAAACACUGAAUCAGGAUAUGGCUUGUAAAACAAAUCCUGGUUUCGAGCAUCCAGAUAAGGAGCGCAUGAUUGUUGCAUUAGAUUUGCUGUCAGGUUUGGCUGAGGGUUUAGAUGGACAUAUUGAAUCUUUAGUCGUCAAAAGCAAUAUAAUGCAAUUGCUCUAUCAAUGUAUGCAAGAUGUGUUGCCAGAAGUGCGGCAAUCAUCGUUUGCAUUAUUGGGCGACUUGACUAAAGCCUGUUUUCAGCAUGUGCAUCCAUUCAUGUCGGAAUUCUUUCCGAUUUUGGGUCAAAAUCUAAAUCCUGAUUACAUUUCCGUAUGUAAUAAUGCCACCUGGGCAAUUGGUGAAAUAUGCAUGAAACUAGGUGAGGAAACGCGACAGUACAUACACCUCGUACUAAACGAACUGUUCGUGAUUAUAAAUAGACCAAAUACACCAAAAACGCUGCUCGAAAAUACAGCAAUAACAAUCGGUCGUCUAGGUUAUGUGUGCCCAGUUGAAGUGGCUCCUUAUUUGCCAGAAUUUGUACGACAGUGGUGUACAUCUCUGCGUCAUAUAAGAGAUAAUGAUGAGAAGGAUUCAGCAUUUCGUGGAAUGUGUCACAUGAUUACCGUAAAUCCUGGUGGCGUAGUGCCAGAUUUUAUAUUCUUCUGCGAUGCAGUGGCUUCAUGGGUGAAUCCGCCACAAGACUUGCAUCAAAUGAUACAAAAGAUAUUACAUGGCUUCAAAACCCAGGUGGGUGAAGAUAAUUGGCGUCGUUUCGUCGAUCAAUUCCCGCCAAAUCUUUCCGAGCGUCUGGGCGCUAUGUACAACAUUUAAAGAGCAGAUAUGUACUAGACAUUGGGGGAAUUGCUUGAAACGGAAGCAGGGGUAUAGAAAACACAAAAGAAGCUACCAAAUGGUACAAGACACACAAGGGUAGCCAAACAAAUAGGUACUGGGGACAAAGUCAGCAAAUGAAAUGGAGUUGGGGAGAAAAACUACAAAAGAGGAAACGGUAUCGGCUUAUUGGUGAGAACAACAUUGCCUACGGUAUCGCACCAGGCAAUGUGGAAAGAGAAGAAUUUAUAAAAGCGUUUGCUUGUUAUGCAACAACUAUAGAUGGUUUAAAAUUUUUGUCAGUCGUAAGUCCUCUUUCUCUUAUAUAUAUGUACAUAUAUGUGAAAGUUGCGAUAUUGUGGUACUAUUUUAACAGUACACAAACCCUUUAUUAAAAAUUAUAUGAUGCUAACAACCAUUACGCAAAAAAAAGAAACAUAAAAAGGUAUUUCAAUAAUAAAUGCGUUUGAGAUCGUAAAUUGAAAAGCAGCAAAUGUAAGAGGUUUAAACUUGAAGAAAAGUAAAAAGAAAACAAAAACACAUUAGAAGGCAAAAAUUUUUCAUUCAAAACUUUUCCUCAACCUUAACACAAAUCCUACACAAUCAUACUAAU